AUCCUGUUACAUGGAGAGUUGCCAGUUCUGACUUCUGAUAUUAGACCUUGUUUACACACUGCAGCUUUGUUUUUCAGAAUACUAUAACAAGCGAGGUUUCCUGGAUUUAUAUAAAGAACUGAGAGACCUUUUUCAGGGGCUUGGCAAAACCUAGAUCUUAUUAUGGAGUCUCUGUCUCCGACCAGAGCAACACUGUUUCUGGCAGUGACUGGCCUUGGGGCUGCUGUGCUAGUCAGCUGGUUCUUUCUAACUAAGCGGAGAAGAAGUCUCAGAAAGGUGGGAGAAGUUUCUCAUCUUUUUCUGUACCCCAUCAAGUCUUGCAGAGGGACAUCCAUACCCGAAGCAGAGUGUAAACCGUUUGGCUUGCAGAGUGGAAAUCUGAAAGACAGGUACAAAUCGUCCAUUUCUAGCUGACAUAUUUGGUGAGCUCAUUUAAGGAUAAGCGACCUGGCAUUCUACCUUGCCUAUUACCAAAAGGUCAAUUCCUUUCUCCCUUACUAAGCUGGAUGUGCAGUCAUCUGCCUAUAGGGCACUUUUAAUUAUGUGCUUUUUUUGGACCUUAAGUGGGUUGAUGGGGAAAGAAAUGUACCAGGUGGCUUGGUCAGUGUCCUCUGUGGUACGUUGAUUUCCCAUAAAUUCUCUCUUUAGUAAAUUUAGAGUAUCCCUACAGGAAGUAUUUAACCCCUUAAGGACCAAACUUCUAUAAUAAAAGGGAAUCAUGACAUGCCACACAUGUCAUGUGUCCUUAAGGGGUUAAAAAUCUGCUCACUAUAGGGCAAUGAUGGAUAAACUUUGUUUUUUUAAAGCAGUUUUUUCCUAGUUAUUUGGUUGAGGAUGCUGGGAAAUGUAGUCCAACAGGCGAGGUGGCAAAACUUAGCUGUUUAUUUACAGCACACGUGCCUGGCUGGACAGAGUAUGUCCCUGUAAAAAUUCAGUUUACAGUUUUGAUACAAAUGUGGAAAAAAACAUCGGUUCCUUUUUAAUUUUUCCACUUUCAGUUUCUCCCAACACUCCCGGUGUCCUAUCAAAAAACCCUAUCCCCGUGAAAAUUCCCUACUCUUGUCACUUUCAGUGAAGUGGCCGCACCGGAAGUGAGCCAAACCAGGAGGGGUGUAAGGGAUGCACCCCAUGUGCGUGCACAGCACACGCUCUGGUGUAGGAACAUUCCAAGUGCCCAUGUGUUUAUGAGGGGGCAUGUCAUUAUGACGAGGAACUGUGCAUUCACAGUUUUGGGGUAGGGUAUUUUCAUGGUACACGUACACAUGUGCCAGAAUCAGCUGUGUGGUACACAUCUGCAGUACAGGGUAGGGCAGUGGUUCCCAAACUUUUUAGGUUCAAGGCGCCCUUAAUAUUUCAAUAUUUUUCCAAGGCACCCCAAGUCAAAAUUUCUAGGUUGAAUAUCUGUACAGCGCUGCGGCGUUUACUGGCGCUAUAGUGUAAUGUACAGUGUUGGUGUUUGAUGGGAUGCUUGUAUAUAUUUUUCGUGUUUUGAUAUAAGGGUGUGUUUGUAUGUAAUAUUUGAGUCUGAUUGCAGGGGUGUGUCUGAAUGUAAUGUUCACUUUCAAAUGCGGAUGUGUGUUUGAGUGAAGGGGUGUGUUUGAAUAUUUUUUUGAAUUUUAUAAUUCUUUAUUUUUGCACUGCAGAAUUUAACUUUCAAGCUUUAAACCGUAAAUGUUUAAGGUACUGCACUUUUUUUUUUCUUCUUCAAGACUUUGAAUAAAUGAGAAGGCAAGUAAUAAAGAAAAAACAUGAGAAACACCGCGCUAUCAUAUUAAACAAAGAAAGGGUGCAACAUGCUGUAUAGCUGAACUGUGUACAAGAGGUAAAAACCACUGUGUGGUCAGGAUCAAUUACGGAUUAAGAGCUGAGAGUCCACACCACAGCAUAUUUUGUGCUUAGAGAGGUUAACUGCAGGACAUAAGAUCAAACUCUAGCAAUCAUAUAGUAAAAUAUAUUUUGCUGUAUAUGAGGAGCAUAGCCUGCUCAGCCAAUGCCAUUAGAGGGAGGAAUGUCUUUGUGGUACUUGAGGCCAUGCAAGAUGAACAAUGGACAAUGCUUCCUGUGGUCUGAACAGGUCUAGAACUUAUUGCUGUGACCGGUGAGCGUCCUGGGAGAGACAUCGAUGCUCGCUGCACUUGGAGGUCGUACCGCGAUGAGAUUCCUCGUGCAAUACGCUGUUCAGGUGGGUAUGUGUCAGCUUGAGAGUUGGGUCGCCGGGACCUAGUCACUGGUCGCGGUCUCCACUUGCGUGUCCUGCUCCGCAACACCAUUAUGGGUAUUUCCAAAUGAGGUUUCACUUUGCUUCAUCAUGGGGAAGUCAGGACCUGUGAGGCCUCAGUCCGACCUAUGGGCAGUUAAGGAAGCACGCGGCUACUUAGCGUCUCCAAUAAUCACUCCCACAAUUGGUCAAACUUUUGGAGAAGCGGAUCCACACUGGAGGGUUGCUGUGAGGAGGCCUCAGAAGCUGUAGGCUCAAGCACGGCGGCCAUCUUAAAGAGCAUGCCUCGGGCCCCAUAGUCACCUGAUACCACGGUGUGUUACCGGUAAGGAUUCACAAGCGAUUCGGUGGGGACCGGCAUAACCCCCUGUAGCGGAGGCCUUGUAUUUCACAGGUUAGCGCCACUAAGAUCCCAGUAACGUGAUGAAAAAUCCCAUAAAGUAAUAAUUCCAGCAAGCAAGGUAAUCCAAGAAUAUCCCCAUACAGAUCCCAAUGACUGAACAACACACAGCAUCAGGAGCAGAACUAACGUUUAUUCCACACAACCUCCUUUUAAGCAUUUCUCCCAUGCAAGGGAUGGAUUUACAUUCAUUAAGACUGUACCCAAUGGAAUAGCAGUUACCUCCCACACAUCUCCUCCCCUUAGUAUGACACCUAAUCCCAUUAUACAGGUUAUAGUUUUCCCCAAGAUUAGCAGGUACACCAAUACUACCCCCUGGUAGCCCUGAUCUGGGUGACCAACAUAUCCAAAAUUCAUCCAGAUCAGACCAGGGGUUCGGGAGUUAGGUGGAGGGUGAAAUUUGACCGACCGCACACGUGGUGGUAUCCGAAAAAGGUUCCAUGCGGUCUCCGUUCGGGAGGUAAAAGACACAUAAAAACUUGCCAUCCACUAAUACAGUUACCUUCGCAUGACUUCCCUCAUUCGGUACUCUAAACUCACCGAACAGGGGGCUGAUUCGUCUUCCCGUUCGUGAGUUAUGGAGCUCUGGAGGUGUCAGAGGUGUUCGGGUAAUCUGGUGUCCGAUUUGAGUUCCAGACACUCGACGACCAAACACUGCUGAGCCUUUCGUGCGUAAGAUGGCCGCCGCCACGUGUUCGCAUGCCGAAUGGCGGCCACCCAGAUACAUCCAUAAACCACCUAUUAGUCUGUGGUUAGCAGGUACUUUGCAGCUUAACGAGGGACACACUUCACUCUGGGGUGGUCUAUUAGUUCAGUAGUUUCCAUUCGUAUGAAAUACAGAUGGAAACUACCGAACAAUCAUACGAAUGCUACUUACAAUUAAAUACAAAGCAGAAACAACACACAAAUUGCAGGAUUCUCCUAGUCUUUAAGGACAGCCACUGUACCAUCCGCUACACCCCCACCAGUCCAAAGGGGGAGGAACGGAGCUUGGCCAUAAGGUUUUUGGCACACAAGGGCAGAGGAUCGUCCGCCUCCCCUGCCUCCAGUAUAACAGCAGGCCGCAGGUUUAUUUGUCGCGAUGAAUGUCUGCAGAAACAAGGCAGAAGUUGGUCAGACAAUUGGCAGAGUGUUCCCUUAGGCGGUAAAUAUGGUUUGUGCCAAGUUUGCACUCUGAAAUUCAAGUUUUUAGCUGUAUUUCCAGAGGAGUUCGAGUCCCAUGCGUCCAGCUUUGUCGGCUGUCACCAUUUUUUGGAAUUUUAAUGCAGGGGUGUGUUUGUAUGUAAUAUUUUUGUUAGAUUGCAGGAGUGUGCUUGUAUGUUGUGCUGGUGUUUGAAUGUAUGCACAUACACACUACCACAGCGAUACAAACCACAUACAUACAAACUUACACAGAUAUUCAUGGACAUUAACACACAGAUACAUAUAAAUACACCGACACAUAGACACAGCAUAAACACACACAGACAUAUACACACAUGCACCCUGAAACACACAAACUUUGAUACAAGCACACACCAUCACACAGAUACACACUGAGAUAAAAACACACACCCUGACACACACAUGCACACACACAGACACACAAGCACACUGACAUAUAUAUAUAUAUAUAUAUGUAUAUAUAUAUAUGUGUAUAUAUAUAUAUAUAUAUAUAUAUAUAUAUACACACACACACACAGAUGCACACCCUGAAACACACACACAUACACACACACUCAUAUAUACAAGUACACACACUCAUACACAUACUUAUACUCAUACAUACACACUCAUACACACACACACUUAUACAUACACACAGUUAUACACACACACUCAUACUCAUACACACACACACAGGAUAUUUUUUUAUAUCUCCAGCCUCCCUCCUGUUAUCUUACCUAAUGUGUCCUGGAGGGGUGGCUUGGAGUCCUGCUUGCUGGUGUCCAAGGUUGUCACUUCCUCCCAGCCGACUGACAUUACAGGUGCCUGGUCGCAGUCUUAAAGUACUGCGGCACUAAUUAUAGCACCGAGGAAACAUUCCUCGGAGCCCCUAUGUGCCUGUUAAUAUACACAGUUUGGGAGCUGCUGGGAUAGGGUAUUUCUGAUGGUGCUACUGCGCAUUCGGCUUACUUCCCGUGAGGCAGCAUCACCGGAAGUGACGGGGGUAGGGAAUUUUUUAUAUCCGAAUGUUGUUUUGGAGCUCCAUAUUGUUGUCUGAGUAUAAAAGUUAGCUCCACAGCAAUAAUUAGUCUGUGUAAAUAAGAUGCAUUGCUCCAGUGGCAUAACUAAUGUAGGGAGGGCUCUCAUGAAAAAAACAUUUUUGGACCACCUGUAGAGUAGGGGUAGCCUAAAAGUAGAUCUACAACUGCCGUACAACUCUCAUGAUGCUUUGCCAGCUGUGGGUCUACAUUUUCCCAUCCGUGCAUUGUUGCAUUAUUGAGCACUGCCUCUGUGAGUAUAGUCAUGUUUUUGGAUGGAGUAUAUGUGUGUGGAUGUUUAUGUAUAAUACUGAUUUUUGCAUGCAAAGGUGUUUUUAUUGGUGUGUGAAUGCAGGAGUAUGUUUGUGGACAAGGUUAAUGUUUACAUGCAGAGGUGUGUUUGCUUGUAGUGCUGGUGUUUACAUAUAGGGCUGUUUUGGUGUACAAUUUUGGAUGCAGUGGUAUGUUUGUCUGUAGUGCUUAAUAUUUUAAUGCAGUGGUGUGUUGUGUUCAAUAUUGCUUACAGACAUGCAUUGUCACACACAUACCCAUUACCACACAUAGAAAGACACAAUCACUGCCACACAGAGAUGCACACAGACUCAUCCACACAGAUCCACUCUAAGAGAAAGACACACACAGUUGCAUACACAGGUUGACACACACACACACACACACACACUCUCUCUCUCUCUCUCUCUCUCUCAAACAAUGGUACACAUGCACACACCCUGACCCACACACUCCCUACAGGUACACCUUUCCCUCCUACGGUGUGCUCGUCUCACCUGCGCCCUGCUGAGUUUAGCUUUAAGCAAGCGUCCAGUCUCCCUAUAUUUCAUGAAGGAAACUAAUUUGUGGUGCCAGCGUGGCCAGGUGGGUCCCAUGGCACCUGCAACUUUACCUAACAUUUAAAAAUUAAUUGUGUGAGGUUUAGCCAGUUUUUGUCUUUAAGUUGUGUAUUGACAUAAACAAACUCUGUGCCACAAUGUUGGGCGAAGCAUUCGUUUGUAGUGUGUUUCCCGCCCAUCUUGCAAUGCUGCAAAAUUAUUAUAAUCCAGUAAAUAUAGCUCUCUGAGCUGCCAGGAUCCAGUUGCACAAUUCUAAUAUAACAUGUUUUUCAUGUGCAGACAUUGGCUUGUUGUAAAAGAGAACAAAGUGCAUGUUACAGCUCGGCAGGAACCACAAAUGGUGCUGAUUACGGCUUCCUGCGACAAGGAUAAAUUAACCCUCAGGGCACCAGAAAUGGAACACCUGCAAAUCCCACUGAAGCUCCCCUCAUCGAAUGGAAUAUUCACCUGCAAGUGCGUAAGAUGCUCUUACUCUCCUGCUAUUGUAAGCUGGAAUUCAAGAAAUUGCUCUGUCAAAAUGGCUCCAACGUUUUGAACUUUAGGGAAACACUUCUAAAUCAGUCUCUAAUGAAAGGUCCACUGCUUUCUGGAUCAAAACUAAAUGAAGAGCACAGUUAUUUUAAACAUAUUGUCUUCUGCAUAAUUUGUAUGCAUGUUUGAGGUCUUGGAUGAGCCUUUAAAUACAGGACACCUUCUCUCAUUUCCACAUAUUAUAUAAAAGCAAGGUGAUAGGGCAAUCUUACUUUUAAAGGAACACAAUAGCGUUAGCUUCCUAAUGCUCUAGUGUUCUUCUCACUGCUAGAAUCAAGUGACCCCUAAAUUAUUUUUAAAAAAGAAAGAAAAAGGGGUUAGGGGAGGGAUUUAACUUACCUUUUUUUCCAGCGCUGAGACUCACUCAGUGUAGCCUCUCUUUCUUUCUCCUGUUACGUCAUCUGUCAGUUGUCACUGUUUCGCAGAGAAGCAUUGAGGACUAGAAGCGCAUUCCACAUGAAUACCUUGUAUGAUAAUGAGUCAGAGAAGGUGACUAGUCUGACUUGGUUCUCACAGCGGAAGUGCCUCUAGUUACUCUCUGGAAGACAGCCACUAGAGGUGUGUUUAGCCCUGCAAUGAAAACGUUGGUUUAGCUACUGAACGGCAAUGUGUUACACUGCAGGGCUAAAUUGACAGGGGAGAGCAAAAAACAGGGCACAAGCGAAUACUGAGAGAUAUCAGUUUUGCCUCACUGAUGAUGCCUAACAAGGCUGAAACGAUCGUCUGGGGUUGCUGUGUCUCUCGUGCAGAGGGAACUUGCUGACAUUUCGGAUCUGGACUGCCCGUAUGGGUGGGACCAGUCUGAUAUAUUUCAGAGAUGUUUUCUCUGUAAUGGCACAAGAUGAACUAAAACCAGCUUGAGUUCUGAGCGGGGAUCCACCGAAGGGCAGGUUAUUUCAGUUGCUGUCCGUUCUCAGAAUACUCUUGCGACCCGUUUUUUUGCUCUAAAAUGACAGGGGCUCUGCAUUGAGAUGAAAGGGUCUGGGUGCCUGCAGAGUCCCUUUAAAAAAAGGAAAAUAAAACAUAUGAACAAAGUGUGUAGUUUAUAUCUCUUCCUUGACCUUAAUCUUUUUUUAAAAUCUCCACUAUACCUGCCAGUUGUGGUGGGUAUUGUGGGACAGUAAUGAUUUUGAACCCAUGUAAGACAUUCCCAGAUUUUGUCUCUAGUGUUCUCAAACAUGUGAUGUCCCCAUAAAUGGCAGCACAAGCACUUUAAACACACUCAAGUCUGCAAAGUUCUAUACCAGACACUUCUGCUAAUUGUAGAGAGAGUUUCAAAAAUAUAUAUCUCUUAUUAUAUAAAGAGCCAACAUAUUCCCCAGAGUGUUACAGUUAUUGAAUGGGGAAAUAUGACAACAAGGAAUUGACGUACAAAAAUUAACAGAGUGUGAAGAAGGCCCUGCUCAAAGAGCUCCCAAUCAGUAAGGCUGGUUGUCUGCCAUACAUGACCGGUGUAUAGUCGCCAUAUGGGCAGUCGGACUCCAGGACAACCCUCCCACAUACCUAACCCAAUAACUCACUGACACAAAGGUAUAUGGGAAAAUUUGUCCACAGCUUUAUUUAAACAAUCUUGAAUAAUAAUAAUUUAUUAAGCAAUAAUAAUUUUAACAAUAAACAUGGGUCAUUGCCCCCAUACUCCGCCCUCGUAACCGAAUCCUUCUGUUAAUAUAACAGGCAAUGACCCCCAUAUAAAUAACAUAUAUACAUAUACAUAUAACAUACGUAUCAACAUAUUCCAACAUACCAACUUAAAGUGCCAAACAUAAAUUAACCAUGGCAGGGGUAUACCCGGAUACCCCUGCCCCACCAGAUUCUGAGCCACCGACAGGACUCGGAACCUACCAACCACCAAUGACCACAGUUUUACGUCUCCAUGACGUUCAUCCUAGGGAGCCUAUUUCUUCUCCUUCAGCUCCCUAUCCCGCCACAAGCUCAGACCUUGACUCCUUAAGCUGUCUGAGCUCCGCCACCCCGAAGAAAAAGAGCCUUAGUCAUGCCAUCCUGCCAGCCCAGGGUCAACAGAUCCCAACCAACUGCCGAGAGAUGGACUCCAUCCGAGCGGUAGUACCCUGGCAAACCACCUUCCAACUCGCUGUGUCGAACUACCACACCCCCUAGCUUCCGCACGAAGCUUGCCAUCAAGCUAUUCACUUUCUUCCUACAUCUGUCAAUAGCCUCCGGGUCCCUAGCAUGCCGCCACCGCUUCCUAGGGAUAAUCUCCGACCAGACCAACAUCACCCCCGGAAGUAGGUCCCUUAAACUGUUAAGGUCCUGCUUCAUCCACUUCACCAGCCGCCGCUGCAGAGUGAGGCCCAAGUCGUUGCCCCCCGCAUGGAGCACCAGCAGGUCCGGCCUUGCCCGCCUGCUACCAUCCGGAACACCCUUCCGCAGACCUCCCCCCAACAAAAACCCCUGUACCCGAACCAUUGUACUGCCAACUGGUCCCGAUGAAAGCCCAGCUGGUGGCCCUGAGCUCGAGCUGCAGCCCUCCUUUCGGCCCAGAAGACAAAUGAAUGGCCCACGAUCCAUGCGACACGGCCUGGGGGAGAGAAGGAAAACAGAUCAUAACAGCCCCUUAUGCACCCAGCCCCCGGGGAUCCCCCCAAAGGCCCUUCACCAUCUUACUCCAAUAAACCCAAGCGCACAUAUGAACGGAACCGUACCGACUCCCAUCUCCCAAUCCGUUUCACUAUGUCAUCCCCCAGACCCAACCGAGCUGCCUCCGUAGCCGCCCCAAUACGAAAGGAGUGUGUACCAAAAGUAUCCACCCUCAGUCCUAGCUUUCCCAGUCCAGACCGAAAAACCUUGGUGAACUGGAACCGGGAGAGGGAAGACACGUCCGCGUGUACCAGCAGCGAUCCUCCAACCCCCGGCCUCCGUGCCAUGUACCCCGCCACUGCGGCCACUGGGCACAAAGCGGAGCCCGGCAGGGCCCGCAGCGUCACAUCUCGGCCCUUGCCUAACAUGUCCGUCUUGGAUUUUGCCAGGUGUACAACCACCUUCCCUUCCAGCACUCGGACCCCCGACACCUGUACCCCCCCUGCCGCAGUCCUCGUGGCACUGACCAACUCCCCUACCCGAAAGGCUCCAAAGAAGGCCAACAGAAACGCCGCCUGAAACAACGAUGCUUCGAACCUGUCGAAACAUAUAGUAGGCAAUAAACCGACCAGGUCACUCAACACUCGCACCGAUACUGGGCGCCGAGUGUCAGGCCGCCUGCGGCCCCGCCGGUACCCCUUCAGUGCCUGCCUUAUGACAAAGGCCUUAGUAAGGUCCUCUUCCCCAUGUAGCUUGAACCAGAAAGCCAUCGCCGCCAUGGACCUGUCAACCACCGCCGGGGAUACCCCUUUCGCCAGCAAUUGACAGGUGUACCAGAGGAACGCAUCCUUGAGCGAUUCCCCCGCCGGCAGGCGGUCCAACCCUUCCCAUGACCUUUCCCAGGAGUCCCAGACCUUACUGUAAGCGGCCCAUGUGGCCGGCGCCAGCGAAGCCUUCACCAGUCCCCCAAGCAGGUCGCCCCGAGCCGCCAAAUCUCGUCUGGGCAAGCCUGCCCCACUUCUUGGGCUUCCGGCGCCACCGUCCGGAAUCGUGACCACUGAAAACGAGACAGGGCGUCAGCUACAUCAUUCAUGAACCCAGGCACAUGGCGUGCACGAAAAACAACAUUUAGCGACAUGCACAACAGAACAAAAUGACGUAGCAACCUAACCACGGGUUUCGAUGCCGCUGAUUGGUUAUUCACAGCGUGCACCACGGCCAUAUUGUCCGAGAAAAAGACCACCUUCCGGUCCCGCAGCCUAUCCCCCCACAGGGCCAACGCAACGACCAGCGGGAACAGCUCCAAGAAAGCCAAGUUCCGCAUGAGGGGGCUCAUUCGCCACUCCCCCGGCCAUCGCUCCGCACACCAACGUCCCCCAAAAUAAGCCCCGAAGCCCACGCUACCAGACGCGUCAGUGAACAGCUCCAGUUCCGCAGCCGACACGCCCUCCUGUCUAAAAAUCACCGUCCCAUUGAACUCCCGCAAAAAGGUCUCCCAUACGGCCAAGUCGGCCCUCAUGGCCGACGACACCCGAAUGAAGUGACGCGGGGAUCGCACCCCCGCCGUCGCUGCCGACAGGCUCCGGCUGAACACCCUACCCAUUGGGAUCACCCGGCAUGCAAAAUUCAGCAUCCCGAUCAACGACUGCAGCUGCCGCAAUGUAACCUUACGGGCUUGAGCCGCCGUUGUCACCUCCUCCCUCAGCCGCCGCAACUUCUCCAACGGCAGCCGACACUCCCCUUGCAACGUAUCUAUCUCCAGCCCCAGAAAACUAAGGCACGGAGCCGGCCCUUCUGUCUUGUCCGCCGCCAACGGGACCCCAAAAUGGCCAGCCACCCACUCGACCGUUCUCAGCAAGUGUAGGCAGGCGGGGGAGCCCGCUGGUCCCACGCAGAGAAAAUCGUCCAGAUAGUGUACCACAGCCCCACUCCCCGCCUCAACCUUGACCACCCAUUCAAGAAAUGUACUAAACUUCUCAAAGUAGGCGCAGGAGAUAGCACAACCCAUCGGAAGGCACAAAUCCACAAAGUACUCCCCGUCGAAGAAACACCCCAGCAAGUGAUGACACGCUGGGUGGACCGGAAGCAGCCGAAACGCUGCUUCAAUAUCCACCUUAGCCAACAGUGCCCUGCGCCCGGCCCUCCUUACCAGCUCGACCGCCCUGUCGAAUGAUGCGUAGGAGACCGAGCACAAGUCCUUGUCAAUAUCAUCAUUCACCGACUCUCCUUCCGGGUAGGAGAGGUGGUGAAUGAGCCUGAAUUUGCCCGGUUCCUUCUUGGGAACCACCCCGAGUGGGGAAACCCGCAGACCCUCCAAUGGAGGAGCCGGGAACGGUCCUGCCAUCCUCCCCAAUUUGACUUCCUUGCCCAGCUUUUCCCGCACCACACCCGGGAACUCAGCCACCGAUUUAAGGUUGCGCCGAACCCCAGUCCCCCCCCGGUUCCGGAAAGGGAUAAAGAACCCCUGACCAAACCCCGCCCGGAGCGCCACGGCAUCUGCCUUAUUACCGUAGCGGCUUAGCCACGGCUCCAUCGCGUCUAGCCUCACCGGGGUUAGGCCCCGGGGCAAGCGAAACUCCCCCUCCCCCCCCAGCCGAGGUAGGGACCCCGGUGUGCCCUGACUUCCCUUUUUUGAAGCACCGGUUGAGCCCAUGCGCGCCUCCGCAGCCCGAACACUCGUGCUUAAAGCGACAGGCGUUUCCCCAUUUGCACUGGCCCUCGUUAAAGAGCCAGCAGAAGCCCUUUUGCAUGGCGGCCGACGAGGCGGACUGCCCCUUUGCGCCGGCCAUGGGCUGAAAUGGCUGCGCUUUUUGCGCCAUCAUCAGCUUCAUCCAGAGAGGCAGGUCCAUUUGAUCCCACCGCAUACCCGGAUUAGCCGCCAAACGCUGCCGGAAUUGCUCGUCAUACCGCCACCAUGCCAGUCCGUCAUAGGUGCGAUACGCCUCCCAAAUGCCAUCCAAAUAACAAAACAGGGAGGAGCACAGGCCCGGCGAUUUCUCGCCCAGAACACUGGCCAACACGCAAAAGGCCCUCAGCCAGUUACCGAAAGACUUGGGAAUCUUACGAUACCGCUUCUUCUUCUCUUCCUCCUCCUUCUUCUCAUCUUUUUUAUCGUCCUCUUUGAGAUCAAUAAAAUCCUCCAAAGGGAGAAGAGAAAAGAUCUCGCAGAAGUCACCCUUCCAGAUUUUUUCCUUCACCUCCUGUUUGAGGUGGACCCCCAGCGGACCCGCAAACGACACAUAUGCGUGUUGCCUGGCCGCAUCAGGAACCACCCCCCCCGUCAACUCAGCCCGCUCGCUCGUCGCCUCCGCCCCAGUAACCGUCACUGCAGUGUCCCCACCCGAACUCUGUUCCGCGGAGGGAACCUCGCUCGGGCCCGCCACUCCAGCCCCCUGAGCCCAAACCUGACCCACACCGCCCUUUGUGGCACCCCCCGCUCCCAGUGAGUGGAGAAGUGCUUGAAGCGUAUGAACCAAUGCACUGGAGUGCAGAGAAGCAGAGGACUCACCGGCCAAGCCCCUCGACCCCGAAGCUCCUGGGGCUGCGUUGUGUACCGUCCCCUGACCAGGAUGAGCGACAUCCGUCAACGAUCCUCCAACCGGGGAGCCAACCCGGUGCCCGGCCACAUCAGAGGCGGAGCGGCUCCGAGAUCUGUAACGAGGAGAAGAAGUCCUGGGCAGAGCAUACUGGUCAUGAGCAGCCCCCCCGUCCCGACCUUGAGAGCGCCCGCUGAACACCAGAGCCUCCCGUCGCGCAACCACUCCUUUUCGCCCACCCAAGGCCCGAUCGGCCCUGCCUCUGGGACUACGACUCCUCCCGUUCCUACCAGAGGCCCGCCCCCGUGUAACCAGCCUGGGGGCCAUGACCCUCUCCCCCCCUGAGCUACUAGAAGAGGACCUAACACGCCGAGCCCUUCCCUUAACCCCCCCGAACCCCCGGGCCCUAACCGGUGACGGGCUGCUAUCACCAGACCCCAAACCUGAACCCCCCCCAGAACUACGCCCACCUAGCCGCUCACCAGCGCAGGGAAAUCCCCACCCCCCACCCCGGCGGGCCCCCCGGCUAGAAGAACCCCCUCCCCUCGGUACCUCUAGACCGUCCCCAGACCCCGCACCCCUAACCUGUCCUGAACGCCCUGCGCACCUCGACCUCCUGCCCCCACCCGAUGGCAAACCUCCCCCUGCCGUACCCCCUGGCCCUUCCACCCUCCCGGUAACAGGCCCUCGCUCCAUGCUCACUACCCUGGAACUACCCUGCGCACCCUCCCCCCUAGGCCUCUCUGCCCCCGCUCUAGACGGAACCUGACCCCUCUCCAUGUCCCCCCCAGGUCUCUGAACCCUGUGCCCAGUCCUCCUGCGCUGAUUCGCGCCAAGGGGGUCCCGGCCGGAACCCCCUGCACUUGCCUGUUCCAGGGGCGGUCCGCGAGCUCCUCCCGCACCAGCCCCGCCAGUCCCCGCCAUGGGUGUAGGAGACGCCCUCCCGGGCUGCAAUCCCGCGUCCUCUCCGGUUCCAGGGGGCCGCCCGAUGUCUUCCGCGGCCCCCGCUCCAGGCGCAGCCCUCCCCGCACUGGGAGCCGCACCGUCCGACUCCCGGGUAGCCUCCCGCCGGCUACCGCUUCUCCGACGUCCCGGUAACGCGCCGGGAGGCGGAGCCUCAACCAUGCGGCUACCGGGUCCUUUUCGGCCUGGUCCCGCCGCCGCCCGGCCGCUGGAACCGUCUCCACCGGACUCCGCGCCUGGGCUCAGCCGUCUCGGCGGCCUCCGAGCCCGCACAGGCCGACCUCCGCCGCCCUCAUGAUCUGCAGCACCCGCCAGGGCCGGUCCAAGUUGCGCCCGCAGCCAGUCCACGCCACGUCCUUGAGCCGCCAACCGGAUCCGCUCCAACAGCUCCUCCAUGUUAUCCUUCGACCCUGCAGAAGGAGAGAAAAACAAAGACCCCACCAAACCAAAUCUGUGGACACAGGAGUGCACACAAACUCAGCAAGGUAGUAAUUAAAAGUGAAGGCUUUAAAAUGGCUGCCUAUUUAAAUAGCCAAGCCUACUUACCCAUAACUCCAUACUUCCUUCCCUCCUCCUAUGCCCGCCUCCUAACCCCUGUCAAGGCCUUUUUUCGCUUAGCUGCGCUUUGGCUACAUGGGGCUACAGGAUUGUUCUUCAAUUAGGCUCACUGAGUUUGAAAGCAACGCAUUCUCCAGGCUAUAAAUUGGUCUCUCACACAUUAGUAUGAUUAUAGGAAUGAUCUGUUUCUCCAACUGAACUUCUGGAGACUCACAAAAAUAAUUCACCGCUACAUGCGUUGGUCUGCAUUGUCCAAUAAUUCCACUGUAACAAUAAACAAAAUUAUACAAAAUUUCAAGAGCUGAUUUCUUAAAUUCAUGCUUGAUUACCAUAAGGGAAUUUCAGGACAUAAUGUGCGAUAAACACAGACCAAAACCCUGUAGAUACCAAAUAUCUAGUUCAUUUACCAGUACCAGCACACCAUCAUAUUGGUCAAAAAAUACCUGAUCGCAUAGACUAUUAAAAUUUGCCUAUGACUAUUUACUAUAACAUGCAAAACAUGUUAAGAGGUUGGUGGUGGAUGUGGUUUCUGGGUGUUUGUUUCAGAUAGUGGUUAUUCUAAUAUAUGAUUUUCACAAUUUAAAUAAAGUAUUUAGAACAUUUGAAAGAAAUAAUGUAUUCAGUUAAUUUGCCCUGAUUUUGGAGGUAUUCUAUGAUGAAUGACUAAUGUAUUCCACAAUGUUGUCAUGAUAUCACACAUUCUCUUUAAUAUAUCAAAGUACUGCAUUGUGAAUAUAUAGGCAGUAUGCAAAUUGAAUAAAUCAUUUCAUCUCAAUAUGUUUUACGAUCGUGUUAGCUUUCCUCACCCUUUUUCACAUAUGAUUCAUUUUCAGAGUUCACGGCAAUGAGGUUUGUGGCAGGGAUUGUGGUGAUAAAGCCUCUCAGUGGAUCACCAGCUUUUUGAAAAGUAAAGAGGUAUAUCGCUUGGUUCAGUUUGAGGACAAUAUGAAACCCAGGAACCCAAAGAACGAGUAUGAGAAAUACACAGAUCAUGAUAAGGUUAGUCAAAUAUAGGCUAGUGUAAUGUCUUAUUUAAUAGUCUUAUAUAAUUUAUUUAUGAUUUUUAUUCCAGGCAUUUAUAAGGAAGCUGGCGGCUCAGCGGUAUUCGUGCCAAUAAGUGUCCGUUUUCAGUUCGAUAGUUUGGGCGCUAAACAUCGCUGGCCGUUCGGGAGGUAAAAUGGCCACUGCCACGUGUUCGGCAGACGAACAAAGGCCACCCAGCGUUCAUCAAUUAAGCUGCGGUUAACCGCAGCUUCUGGGCGGUCAAUUGACGGCACACUCCAGCUCCCAGGUGGUCCAUCGUUUGGUAGUUUGUUCAGUAGAUGGAAUCUACCGAACCCCCUGACAGAAAGGCACGAAUAAACCUUUCAGCAGGGAAAAUAACAGCUCUGAACUGCAGGGCCAUAGUCUAAAGGGAGCAGGCGAGCAACCAGGCGAGCAACCAGGCUUCUCCAGUUUACAGUGGCGAGGUUGGUUCCGCCACACACACACACACAUUUCCACCAACACUCACAAAUUAUAAUUUUUUAAAUUUUAUUUUAAAUCCACCCAGCCUCCCUGGGAGAGCUGGAGUGGAUUGCUUACCUGCAGUCCAGUGGGGCUGCUGGGCGGGCAGGCAGGGGGUGGACAGGCUGAGUAGGCGGCGAGGGAGCUUUAAUCUUCCUGUUCAGCUCCCUUGCGCGCUGCUUAUUGAAGCCGGGAGCCUGAGUGACGUCAUAUUUUGGCUCCCGGCUUCAUUAAGCGGUGCGCAAGGGAGCUGAGCAGAAAGAGCUCAGAUGAGCAUGCUCCCUCACUGCCCGCGCCCGCCUUGUGGGGGGGCUCAAAAGUGGCCAGAUGGCCAGAUCUUGAGCCCCCCAAGGAAAAGAGGCAAACAAGGGAUCUGCCUGGGCGUGGGGGGGGGGAGGGGAGGGCGGCUUUUUUUCCGCCCCCUGCAAAGUGCCAUUCAAGGCUUACCUUGUUUGCCUCGCGGAAGAUACGUCCCUGCCUUUUAUACAAAGUUAUUAGCUGGAUAGCCCAGGAGUUUACAACCUGAAAAUGGGAACUGACACAAGAGGUAGCAGGGGAAUUUGAAGGUGAUGGCCAGAGAAUAUUAAAGGAUAAUUGUAACCACUGGUUAGAUAUAAUCAGAAUGGCGAGGUAACUGAGAUGUUAAAGGACCACUCUAGGCACCCAGACCACUUCAGCUUAAUGAAGUGGUCUGGGUGCCAGGUCCAGCUAGGCUUAACCCAUUCUUUAUAAACAUAGCAGUUUCAGAGAAACUGCUAUGUUUAUGAAUGGGUUAAGCCUUCCCCCAAAGCCUCUAGCGGCUGUCUCAUUGACAACCGCUAGAGGCGCUUGCGUGAUUCUCACUGUGAAAAUCACAGUGAGAGCACACAAGCAUCCAUAGGAAAGCAUUGAUAAGCACUGAGGACUAGAAGCGCAUUCCACAUGAUAAUGCCGCGUGUGCGCAUUCAGCCGACGGGGAGGAGAGGAGGAGGAUCGGAGGCAGAGAACUCCCCGCCCAGCGCUGGAAAAAGGUACGUUUUUACCCCUUUCCCCCUUCCAGAGCCGGGCGGGUGCGGGCACCCUCAGGGCACUAUAGUGCCCGGAAAAUGAGUAUGUUUUCCUGGCACUAUAGUGGUCCUUUAAGUGGCUGGAGAAGCAUGCUAUAAAUUAAGCUGGGGACAGACUGGGAGACAGGAGGAUAUGGUGGGUGAGAUAGAGCUUAGUUAAAAUGAAAGUUUUGUUUUUAACCUGUUGGUUGGGUUAAUGGAUGGAAGGACUCUGAACACAAAUGAGAAGAAUGCAGUUAAGUGAAGGUAUUUAAUUUUAGGGGGAGGAUAAAGUAAACAGUUGUAUUAUACAAUUGAAAAGUUUGCCAACAAGAGUCUAUAUUAGUAAAUACAUUAAUUGGAAAAAAAAUUGAAAAACUGCAUGUACAGAAAAUGAUUUACACGUUUAUACACUAAAGGGAAAAUUUUAAGUGAAUUUAAAAUUCAAGGCUAGAGUAGCUGAACUGACAACAUAACUGAUUUCUUCCAUUUCAGCUACUUUGACUUUAAGGGAACACUAUAGUGUCAGGAAUAGAAACAUGUAUUCCUGAUACUAUAGAUGUAAAAACACAUUUUAGGCCUCUGGGCCUCCUUGUCUCCCCUUAAAAAGUAAUUUUACUCACCUUUUUUCCAGUGCUGCGUUGUUCUUUUCGCUGCUGGCCCCACCCUGCAUCCUUGGCUGAGAUGAUCAUAUUUGACGAUUUCAGCCAAUCCAAUGCUUGCCAUAGGAAAGCAUUGGAAGGCUAUUAUACAUGUGCGGAAAAACGCUGAGCUGUGCCAAUCAGCAUCUCCUCCUGUCUAUGGGGAGCGUUCAGCACUGACCCUGGAUGCACUUCUAGUAGCUGUUUCAGUGACUGACACUAGAGGUACUCCUAGGUAGCAAUGUAAACACUGCCUUUUUUUUUUUUUUUAAAGGCAGUGUUUACAUUAAAAAGCCUGCAGGGACAUACUAUACUCACCAAAACAACUACAUUAAGCUGUAGUUGUUCUGGUGACUAUAAUGUCCCUUUAAAUUUGAAAUUCGCCUUAAACUCACUUUGCAUAACCCUUCACUAGCGAAUAACCCUGUAAAUACUUAAAGGGAUAUUAUAGGCCCUAAAGCAAUCUUAGCUCAAUUGAUCAUUUUUUGUGUAUAGAUCAUGCCCCUGCAGAGUCACUGUUCAAUUCUCUGCCAUUUAGAAGUUAAUCACUUUUUUUCUGUCAAUGCAGCCCCAGCCACACUUCCCCUGGCUGUGACUAACACAGCCUGUAUGAAAAAAGGUUUAUUUGUUUUACUCAGAUGUUAACUUGCUUUAGAAUUUUGUAUCUCCUGCUCUGCAAAAUUAACCUUAAUCACUCUGGAGAUUAUGUCAGGCUGUUAAUAGGAGAUACUAAAAUUUUAAUUUUAAUUUUAAUUUAAACAGACUGUGCAAAAAAUGAAUUUAAACAUUAUAUCUCUCUUUACAGGAAGUGUUUAGGAAGGAUGUAAGUUACAUUCAGGAAUGUGUAACUAGAGCUGUAUAAACAAAGUGAUUUAACUUCUAAAUGGCAGAGAAUUCAGCAGUGAGACUGCUUGAGGGGCAUGAUCUAUACACCAAAACUGCUUCAUUAACAUAAAGUUGUUUUGGUGCCUAUAGUGUCCCUUUAAACAGGGUCAUAAAGUGACAGAACCAAUUUAAAAACAUUAUGGACCUUUUCCAACUUUUAAAAUCAUCCUAGGGCUGCACAGAAAAAUGAAUUUGGUUUCCAUAGUGAUUGCCGCACCUUUAGAAUUUUACUGAAUUCAUCUUUAAACAUAACCCACAUUAUUAGAUUUUUCUUGUUAUGGAGAUUUUACUAAAUUCACAGAACCAAAUUCGCAUUCUACUGGAAAGAAACUGCAGAUGCAUGUUUGUUAUUCUGUAAGUUUAAUAGUGUUGCUUGCAUAGAUUUGAAAAUUAAAGGUUGGCCUCUAAUUUAACAAGAUCAUGGAAAACUCAAUAUGUUUUCUCAUAACAUAAUAACAUAUAGAUUUGCACAAUAAAAUAUGUAGGUGGAUAUUACAAAUGUAAGCAUCCUGUACAGUUGAAAAAAAAAAAAAAAGAUAUUUGGAAUUCAAUUGCUGCAUCCCUAGAUAGAUAGUGCUAUCAACUUCAGUAGAUACUUUUAAAAGGUUUUUAACCUUUUGGUUUUGGACAUACCAGGGUAUAAUAUUUGAAGAAGUAUCUGAGUCAGUUAGUAAUGGUUUUAAGGAACCUGUCAUGCCUCAAACAGCUCAUGCUCAUUAGAUUGAGCAUAAGCCUCUGCCUACACAUUGUGCUAGCAGUUUUGUUAGCAGAUUUAUAGUUUAAGAGAAAAGCCAUUUUAAAAAUGUUUUUUUUCCCACAGUUGUCAGUCAAACCGAGGGUUUGACUGACAAGGGAGAGCAGAAAAGACCUCCCACAGAAGGUCCUUCUCUCCUCUCAUAGCAUUUACAACACAUGUGCAGUGGUUGCUAUAGAAAUUCCCUAGCCAGUGCUUCUUGCGCUGGUUAGGGAGUAUAGGAACAGAGGGGAGUGCCAAUGUCACUGACAAGGUUUGCCCUCCUUGGGGAUGUAUCUCAAGCAGGGAAAAUCAAAGAAGACUAUGGGAGGAGCCGAGGUGGAGCUGAAGACUGCCAGGAGGUGGGUGAUACACGAAGAGUAACACCCAUGAAGCAGUGCUAAAAUGGACAAAAUGUGGGUAAAUCUUUAUAUUUUACAUUGAAUAAACCAUGUACGUUAUAAUAUAUGGUGUACUCAAUGCAUAUGGGAGCAAUUCCAACAUAAUAAUUGGAAUGCACUUCAUAUUUUUUUGUAAAAACAUCAAAGAAACAUAAACUGUUGGUCUGACAAACUACCAUCUUUGUUUCCAGCCCAUCACGUUCUUUAAAUGAGCUGUUUCAGUAAAUCGAUAGUGAUCCUUUUCACACCUUCGUUCAGGUGGCGUAUCCUGACCUGAGUCCUCUUCUUCUGAUGUCUGAAGCCUCAGUUGAUAAUCUGAACACCAAACUACAGAAGAUGGUCACAAUUCGUAAUUUCCGUCCCAACAUUGUUGUUACAGGGUGUGAGGCACAUGAAGAGGUAAUUAAUACUCUGUAUACUUUCUUAAUGUCUUUUUGUCUGUUAAUGUUUUUUUGUUACACUUUUAUGGCAGUAAAGGUCAGGCCAUGUCCAACUGCGACCAUUAGAAGUCAAAGUGAGAUCAACUGAUGGGUCAUGUCAACUCUGUUUCUUUUCUACCAUUCAUCUUCCAUCCAUGUCUCUCUCCCUAAACCAGAGUUCAGUAGCUGUGCAUCAUCAUACAUCCCAAGUGUCCCAGAUUUGGUGGGACUGCCCUAAAUUCAGGGUCCAGUGUCUCUCGCCAGGGAAAAAGAGGGACCAAGUUUGUGGAAAGUGCUUUGCAAGUUCUUCAGUAGACAUUCUUCCACUGUGCAAAGUGCUGUUGGCCUACUAUUUCAGUUGGCUCUGCUGCUUUGUUUUUUCUGUAGAACUGAUAUCAGCGAAGAUCUUAGAAAAAAAAAAAAGGCGAAUUUAAAACAUCCCAUAACUAACUCUAUAAAAUGAUCUAGAUAAGAGUUCUAUGUAAGAACUGUUGGUAAAAUGUUAUUUUCAAGUUAGUUUUACUUUCAAACAUUGCCAUCUAGUGGUGACAAAUAGGAAUAAAAACAUUUUGAUACCUACACUGUUUGAAGAAAUCCUUUGAAACAAUAUCUUGAGCACAUUCAAAAUAGAUAACAGCUGACAUACUUAACCCUUAUCUCAUCUCCUUAGAGCAGAGGUUCCCACUUAAUUAUUCACGUGGAACUCUUUGACAUAGUGUACCAACAUUGUGGACCACCCCAUUUUUUUUUUUUUUGCUAUACGUACACUAAUUUCUACAGAUAGUAAACAGAUUGUAGUACUUAGGAGCCUUUUUGUGUAAAGUUGUGUUUGUAUGUAAUUUUAGCUUCUCAAUACAGGGGUGUGUUUGUAUGUAAUGUUUGCAUUUGCGUGCAGGGGUGUGUUGUGAUGUAGUUUUGAUAUUUAAAUAGGGAUGUACAUUUGUGUGUAGUAUUGGUGUUUUGUUUAUGUUUGUAUAUAUAUAUAUAUAUAUAUAUAUAUAUAUGUGUUUGCAUGUUGUGUUAGUGUUUGAUUGCUGGGAUGUAAUCACAUACACUGCUACAUGCAGAUACACUCAUAUAAACACAUUGACAUAUACACACACAUUCAUAUACAAACUAACACAGACACAAAGAUACACAACUUGACACAUGCACACACUUUGACACACAGAUACACACUGGAACACACACACACCUUGACACAGAUAUUCAAACACUGACACACAGAUACACAUACUGAAACAGAUACAAACACUGGCACAUACACAAACUCAGAUACACACACACACACAAACACUGGCACAUACACAAACACUUUGAUACACACACAAACACUGGCACAUACACAAACACUGAUACACAGAUACAAACACUGUCACACACUCACAUGCACACACUGAUACAGAUACACACACUGGCACAUCCACACACUCAGAUUCACACAUUGGCACAUACACACACACACACUGACACAGAUACACACAUUGGCACAUUGGCACAUACACACUGACACAUACUGAUGCACAGAUGCCUACACUGGCACACACAUUGAUGCACAGACACACACACUGAUUAACACACUGGCACAGAUACACACUGACACACUGAUACACAGAUACACAUACUGGCACAUACACACACUCAGAUACACACAGAGACACACACAAUGGCACAAUCACACUGACACACAGAUACACACACAGGCACACUGGCACAUACACACUGACACACAGAUACACACACAGUGACACAGAUACACACUCUGGACUGGCACACAUACACACUGUCACCCACACAUACUGGCACAUACACACACAAUCUGACAUACAUAAACACACAAUCUGACAUACAUAAACACAUACAUGUUAAAAUGUUUGUAUUUGCAGCCACCCUCCUGUUAGCUUACCUUGGUGUCCUGGAGGGUGGCUUGCUUGGAGGUCUGGUCCUGUCUGAGGCUGAUGGGAGUGAGCAUGCAGCUGCAGCAGCUCACUCCCAGCCUCUCAUUUGCCUCUAUGUUGUGUGCUGCUGCCUCCAGCUUGCUCAUUACUCACUGCAUUCCUUCUGCGCCUCCCAGUCCGCCGAUAGGGCAGGGGCCUAUCACUCUCACAGAAAUGUCUGGACCUAGAGCAUUUCUCCACUAAUCUCCAAACUCUCCUUUUACCUAUCUCAAACCUCACCUGUCCUAGUUCUGCAACCUCCUUCUACAAUUCCACCCUCUCCCCUCAACUAGACAUCAUGACAUCUUGUACAUUUAAACGCUGCAGGCGCCCCCAACAACAACCCUGGCACACCAAGCUCCCUCGAUACCUCCAAAAAUGCUCCAGAACUGCUAAACGCUGUUGGAGAAAGUCUCACUGUGCAUCUGACUUUCUCCACUAUAAAUUUAUGCUGAGCUCAUACAGCUUGGCUCUUUCCUCUGCAAAAGUAAAUUACUUGAAACACCCUCAUAAGCACACUCUCCCGCGAACCCACGACUAUUUCACACAUUUAACUCUCUUCUUCGCCCUGCUGUUCUUCCUCCACCUACUAACUUGACCGCCUUAGACUUUGCAACUCACUUCACUGACAAGAUCUCUACAAUCAGAGAAGAGAUCUCUCAUCCUUCUUCUUCCCCUUACAAUACUUCCCCUAACUUCACUCCCUCUGCUGUUCUAUGUUCAUUCGCACCCGCUACAUUGGAAGAGGUUUCUGUUCUGCUACAGUCCUCCUGCCCCACCACCUGCUCCCUAGAUCCAAUUCCCUCGCAUCUCAUCCGUACUCUGUCUUCUUCUCUUUCUCCACCUCUCACUAAAAUUCUCAAUCUCUCUCUCCUCUGGUAUAUUUCCAUUGCCCUUCAAACAUGCAACUGUAACCCCAAUUCUAAAGAAGCCCAAUCUUGACCCUAACUCCCCAUCCAACUAUCGUCCUAUCUCGCUACUGCCUUUUGCAUCCAAGAUCCUUGAAAGAAUUUUGUAUGCGAGAUUGACAGACUUCCUCGAGUCCAACUCUCUGCUAGACCCGCUUCAGUUUGGUUUCCGCGCUAAGCACUCUGUAGAAACGGCACUGACCAAAGUAUCCAAUGAUCUACUCGCUGCAAAAUCUUGUGGUCCCUACACUAUUGUAAUUCUCCUUGACCUGUCUACAGCUUUUGACACGGUCUACAUGAUAUUGCUCUCUCCUGGUGCUCCUUCUACCUCUCCCAGCGCUCUUUCCGUGUUUCUUUCUCUGGCUCUGCUUCUUCUCCCCAACUCCUCUCUGUUGGUGUCCCCCAAGGUUCAGUCCUUGGUCCCCUACUGUUCUCCAUCUAUACUGCCUCCCUUGGUAAACUCAUUAGCUCCUUUGGCUUCCAAUAUCAUUUCUACGCAGAUGACACGCAAAUCUACCUGUCCUCUCCUGAUCUCUCCCCGUCCCUCUUGACUAGUGUCUCUGACUGCCUCUCUGCUGUUUCUAACUGGAUGGCUGCCACUUCCUUAAACUAAACUUGACCAAAACUGAAAUUCUGGUCUUUCCUCCCUCAAGUGUUGUUACUCCUGUGUCUGUCUCCCUCCAAGUCUACGGUGCUACCAUCUUGCUGCCUAAGUGUUCUCUUUGACUCUGACCUCUCCUUCAAGCCUCAUGUUCAAUCUAUCGCCAAAUCCUGUCAUUUCCAUCUCAAAAACAUUGCGCGCAUUCAACCCUUCUUAAAGCCAGAUGCGACUAAGGUGUUGGUCUAUUCCACUGUCCUUUCUUGCCUUGACUACUGUAAUCCACUUCUCACUUCUCGCCUUGUCUACUGUAAUCCACUGUCUUACGUGCUCCCAACUUGCGCCGUUACAGUCCAUAAUGAAUGCAGCAGCAAGGCUCAUCUUCCUGUCCGCCCGCACCUCCCAUGCCUGACCCUUCUGUCAGUCCCUACAUUGGCUUCCUAUAAAAUAUAGAGCUCAAUUUAAAAUUCUUGCUUUCAAAUCGCUACAUAAUGCUGCUCCCACCUAUCUAUCCUCCCUUAUACACAAGUAUGUCCCGUCUAAGCCUUUACGAUCUGCUGAAGACUUACGUCUAUCUUCUGUCCGUACUCCCACCUCUGAUGCUCACCUUCAAGAUUUCUCGAGGGCUGCACUGUUCCUGUGGAACUCGCUUCCCUCCUCCGUUAGAUGCUCACUCAGUCUCCACUCCUUCAAAAAAAUGGUUUAAAACCCACUUCUUCAUAAAAGCGUAUCAAUUAAACUGUUAAUAGCUCCUGACUGAUUCCUCUUCUGCAACUGUCACUAGUCUAAUACUAUCCUUACCUUUUUGUGUCAUUUUACCCCACUCCCGCUAGCAUGUAAGCUCAUUGAGCAGGGCCCUCAACCCCUCUGUUCCUGUGUGUCCAACUUGUCUGGUUACAACUACAUGUCUGUUCGUCCACCCAUUGUAAAGCGCUGCAGAAUUUGAUGGUGCUAUAUAAAUAAUAACAUAAUAAUAAUAAUAAUAAUAAAGAGCCACGGCACCCUACCGGGCCCCUGUUCAGCGUUCAUAGCCAUCGGGUGGCCCUAAGUGCAUGGGUCACCCGAUGGACAGAUCGCGGUGGAUCCCCAAUUUUGUUCUCAUGGAACCCCAAUUGGAAAAAAAGCUGCCUUAGAGUACCGGAAAGUUUUUUGAGUGUAAAACCUUUCACUAUCAAGUAUGAAAACAAAAUUAUUUUGCGGGUUAGAGGGACUUUGCGUUAGGGGGCUAGGGGUUAAGCAGCAACUUUACAAUUAUUAAUAAAGUGCAGGGUGCUCAAGUGAAGAUGUGCAUUAAAAAUAUAAUAUAAUAUAGAAACAUAGAAUGUGACGGCAGAUAAGAACCAUUUGGCCCAUCUAGUCUGCCCAAUUUUCUAAAUACUUUCAUUAGUCCCUGGCCUUAUCUUAUAGCUAGGAUAGCCUUAUGCCUAUCCCAUGCAUGCUUAAACUCCCUCACUGUGUUAACCUCUACCACUUCAGCUGGAGGGCUAUUCCAUGCAUCCACUACCCUCUCAGUAAAGUAAUACUUCCUGGUAUUAUUUUUAAACCUUUGUCCCUCUAAUUUAAUACUAUGUCCUCUUGUUGUGGUAGUUUUUCUUCUUUUAAAUAUAGUCUCCUCCUUUACUGUGUUGAUUCCCUUUAUGUAUUUAAAUGUUUCUAUCAUAUCCCCCUGUCUCGUCUUUCUUCCAAGCUAUACAUGUUGAGUUCCUCUAACCUUUCCUGGUAAGUUUUAUCCUGUAAUGCAUUAACCAGUUUAGUAGCCCUUCUUGACCUUUCUCUAAAGUAUCAAUAUGCUUCUGAAGAUACGGUCUCCAGUACUGCGUACAAUACUCCAAGUGAGGUCUCACCAGUGUUCUGUACAAUGGCAUGAGCACUUCUCUCUUUCUACUGCUAAUACCUCUCCCUCACCUCUAAAUCCCUUUUCUCAGAUGUUGAGGUUAGGACACUAUCAAAUAUGUAUGUCUGCUCUUACAAGUAAGCCUAACAACUAAAAAGAAAAAGACAAACAUUUCUUAAUUUGACAAAAUGUCGGGUCAUUUCAUAAGCAAUUUGAUGCUUGAAAAAUAUCUGACAUUUGGGUACUUUGCACUGAUUUGAAACAUUUUUAGAUGUUUUGCACUCAUUGAAUUGAUCUGAAUGAAAUUUGCACUCUCAGGGUAACCUCCACAUGUGCAUCAACAUAGAUAUACAGGAAGACAGACAAAACACACAGAAUUACAGUAUCAGUUUAAAUAACAAUUUGUGAAUUUUGCAAUUAGUCAUUUAUUAAUUCAGAAUUCAUUUAAUAUAUAGUUUUAAAAAAUUGACUUUUAAUAUGAGAAAUGUGAAUGAGUGUGACAAAAGCUUAUUUCUAUGAGCUUCUAUAACUUUACACCCUAUUCUUUCCUUUUCAAAUGUAGGAUUCAUGGGAAGAAGUGCAGAUUGGGACCAGUGUGACCUUGAAGCGAGUUAUGCCAUGCCCAAGGUUAGUGGUACCUGUACCUGUAUAAAAUUAAGCAUGUGCUUUCUGUGUUUAUACAUACAGAUAUACAUUGCAACCUAAAAAUAAAAGUAUUUAAAGGGACACUAUAGUCACCCAGGCCACUUCAGCUCAAUGAAGUGGUCUGGGUGCCAGGUCCCUCAGGUUUUAACCCUUCACAUGUAAACAUAGUAGUUUUGGAGAACUGUCUUCGUGAGGACACUAUAGUGCUUAGGGCACUAUAGUGUCAGGAAAACCGCUUUGUUUUUCGGACACUAUAGUGAUCCUUUGAUGUUGUGAAAAAAUAUGUGAUAGUGGUAAUUGUAGCAGAGCUGCAAUCCUGAGACCGAAUAUCUCCGCUUGAAUCUUCUGGAGCUGGAAGAAAGCACUGUUUAGUGAUUAUAGCCCAUUCCCCCAGUAACUGGACGACACACAGUUCUGGGAGUCAACUGAGGUUUAUUGUGCCCCAUUCUGCUUUUUAUGCACACACCACCAGCAUAGGGUCUCCAUGGAAAACAGUACAAACCCCUCCCAAGCGUCUCUGUAUCUAGGAGAUAAUUGAGUCAAUGGAAGGCUAACUCAAUUAUCUCCCAUUUACAGGAAACCAUACAAUUUUACACAAAAUACAUCAAAAACAUAUAAAAAAUAUACCGGAACCCCAUAAUCUUAUAUCCCUGAAUAGCCCGGAUUUGGGCUCCCAAGUGGUCCAAAUAGUGCUCAGAUCCAUUUGGUAGAAGGGAAUCGCCAUUCUGAUUAAAUUUUGACCAGCUGGCAACGAGGUGAUGACCCAAAAUAGUUCCAGAGAAUCGAGGGCAACAGCAACGGUGCGAACACCGAUGAAGGCUUCCCCUGGCUCUGAGGGAGUGAAUGCUCCCCCAGUUGGUAGUUCCUAUCUCCCGAACGUCAUUCAUCUAGCUUGUUGGGAAAUUGGACAUACAGCGCUACAAUCUUUGCCAGGAUUUUACAGUGUCCCUUUAAUUCAGCAAAAUCUUUAAAGGCUUACUCCAACUUUUGCCACUAUUAGCCUGUUUAGGCUUACAUUGCUUUAUUAGGCAUUCCUAUUAGGUCCUCACCCCCUUGGAAUUUAAAAAAAAAAAUCUUUAAAGUAAAAAUGUACCUGAAGCUCCUGCUUACAUAUCGCCCUCCUCCAUCUGACGUCACAGGUGUCAUUGUGCUGUCCAAUCACAAGCUUCUCAUAGAAAACCCUGUGAUUGGGCUGUUUCAUUUGUUCAAAGAUACCAAUAUUUUGAUUCUGCUCAGUGAUCAUACAGAAUAAAUAAAUAUUUGGUGACAUAUGUUUAAUCAUGUAUGAAAAAAGCAGCGCAUAAUAUAUGGAUGCCGUAAGCAUAGAGAUGACCCAGAAAUCCAAAAGGAAGUCAUUACUUUAGAUACUGUAUAAACAGGAAGGAACCUAGAAACAAACUUUGGGGUGCAUCAAAUUAAAAAGAUUUGAAGAAGGAGGUUUUGCCUGAAAAAAGACACUGAUAGUGCCACAGGAGAUAAGUAGAUAAAAAAACAGAAUGUAGGGGGUUUUCAGUAGCAGUUGUUGAGUUAUUAGUAGCUAUUGAUAUUUAGUCUGGAAGCUAUUUAAUGGUUCCAUCCUGAAAUUAGCUGGCACUCUUAUCGGAGCAUAUUAUAUCCCAGUCCCUACUGGUACACUACUCUUUGUCUAUCCAUAUUAGUUUUCUAUUUGGGGUUACCCCUUGUUUCCAGUGUACCAGUUUGUAUAUUGGCUCAAUCUCAGUUCUUUUCUUACAGUAGACCACUGUUGGUGAUUAGACCACUGGUUCCUUUCAAGCAGUUUCAGUAGAAUGGCAAAAGUAAAUUUAGUAUAAAUACACAUUACCAUGAGUUUUAUUGCUAUGGAGCUCUGUUAUACACACCAACAAUAUGGAGCUCCUAGUAAAGAGGGACAUUAGGAUAGAAAAGAGGGACAGAGGGGUUUGGGCUCAAAAUAGGGUCCGUACCUGCUAAAUAGGGACACUUUGGAGGUAAUAAUAUCACAUUAAAAUGAAAAUAUAAAAUGUUAUCCAUCACUAAAUGUUUCAUUUUCAAUGGGAUCCAUAGGUGUAUACUGACCACUGUGAAUCCCGACACUGGAGUCAUUGAUAUGAAAGAACCUCUUGAAACCAUGCGCAGGUAUUUAAACUGCUAGUAUAUACGUUACUUAUAACCAUAUUUCUCCAGGUUUAUAUUAUUAAUUUGAUCUUUUUGCUGCAGUUUAUUUUCCUCCUAGUUAAACUAUCAUAAAAAGCCUUCCCUUAAUCCAAUCAAAUCUAUUAUCACCUAAACUCUAGCCUGAACAUAUUGUGUUUGAUUAAAAUCCUAAUUUUCCUUCCUAUGACCAUCUGUCUUCACUUACCAAAUAUUUCUUAAAAUUAUUCAAGACAUUUGAAAAUGUUAUAUCUGAUUAAUUUAGAGAUACAAUAUUUGAAGGAUAAAUCCAGGUCUGGAUAAGGAAGAUCACUCCCAUAACCUACUCUAAAUUAACAAACAAUGUCAGGCUUGACUUUUGGGGUAUACAUUCAAUUGCUUUGGAGGAUAGGGGAAAAAUGUUAUGGGGACAAGACAAGUAAUAUUAAUCCCAUGCCUACCUCUACUGAGGACUGUAGUUAGCUGUGAUUGGGUUUAUACAUGUUUACAAGUUUGGUUAAUUUAAUGAAUGUUAUAAAUGUAAAGUCUAUUUUCUCUUCCCAUAUCCCACAAAACGAAAUAACUCUUUAACUAAAUAACUCAAUCUAGUAUUAGUAUAUAAGCGCACCCAAGUAUAAAAGACCAAAAUAAAUUGCACAAAAACACAAAUAUGUUCAGAUCAGUGUAAGACAUUAAUCUAAAGCCCAGCAACACUCCAUAAAUAAAAUGACAUUCUUUAUUGUACUUUAUAAGUAAUCCCAAAUAUCCCAAAGUUUCAGUUCAACAGCCCUUAAGGGAUCCGAUGAAAAAGGCUGCUGAGCCAAAAUGUCGGGAUAUUUGCCCUCCUGCAUAUUCCUUCAGGUAACACUAUACAUUGACCAGUUUCAUAAGUAUCACAUUUUUUAUUUGUCUACAGUAUUUCUUCCUGUUGUUUUUUUGUUUAGUUUUUUUUGCUUCCAUUGGCUAAUAACUUUGUUUGUCAUGUAUAAUGAAUUUUAAUGUCAUUAUAUUGUGUGACAAUUCUUUAUCAUUCUGAAUUUUACAAUAAAGACUGACUUUAUUAUCAAUGGAGUGCUGCUGUGACUUUAUAUUGCUCCAUUUACACUACACAAAUUCUCACUAGCAGACCCCUCCACCCCACAUACUGCAUUUGCAUGGCCUUUUUUGCAUUUUAACAGCCUUUUGUCUUCUUCCCAGUUAUCGCUUGCAUAAUCCCUUGGACCAAGGUAUCUUCAAAACAUCCCCUUUGUUUGGGCAAUAUGUAAGAAUACAGCAAACUGGCAUUAUUAAAGUUGGCGACCCAGUGUACCAGAUUACAUAUUGAACAUGCACAGAAAGUGACUUUAUUCAAUCGUUAACUCUUCUAUGACAGUGUGCUCUGUGUUUGGUAAAACUCCUGCUCCAAAUUUAACCCCUUAAGGACAUAUGACAUGUGUGACAUGUCAUGAUUCCCUUUUAUUCCAGAAGUUUGGUCCUUAAGGGGUUAAGAUUUGAUUCCCAAUAUUCCAGGAAAGGAGCUGAAAACAAGGAAUGUCCCAGCUCCUCUCCCAACACACCAGUAAUGGGGAGUGGGCUGAAUUAAAGGCAUCAUUAAAGAUAUAGUCCCUUGCUGACGGGGACUAUAACUCCCACUAGAGCAGAGAAGGCUGAGACAUAUAUGUCCUGGUGAAUCUCUAGGAUCCUCUAAAUAUUUAUUCUCAUUGCUGCCAAUCUAUAGGACAAUGGUGCUCCACUUAGUGACAGGCAGAAUAGCACUGUGUAUAUUGUGUAGGUUGCCUAAUUAGGAGUCUGUAUACUUGUCUUGGCAAUGACCGAGAUUAUCUGCUAAUAAUCAUCUUUCCAUCUCAGCGGUGGGCUCGAGGAAAUUAUGGAAAAGCCGUAACUGCCAACAUUGUCUGCCCAACAACCAAUACAGAUGUGGGCAGGCAAGAAGAAAACCUGCCCAGACGGACGGACCCGCCUGUUAAAAUUUUGGGUCUUCCCACCCCUAAAGUGUGUGGCCGAGCUUACUGAGAGUGACAGCCUCACAUUCCCAAACAGACCAUCAGCUGAAGUACUCUGUGCAUGUCCCCUACUGCAUCCUGAAAGCUGCCUGACCUAAUCGCCAUGUUUUGCAAGAACAAGACCUCACAGUUUGGGAUUGUUCUAACAAAAUAGGUAUUGUUGACACCUGUGAAAAACAUGUAGAAAGACACUUUGAUGAUUAAAGAUACAAGUCAUUCUUAGAUUACUCUCUAAAACGUUGCUUUGACCACCCAAGGAGAUCAGUUUACUUUUAGUUAAUUGAUAUAUAUUUGCAUACUAUUAACAUGCUCAGGUUUAAUGGUAUGUUCUACACUGCUUACAGUUCCUGGCACUAACAGACAGGAUUAUUUGGAAUUCCUAUCCUUAUUUGUCUCUUUGUUUAAUCAUUAUUAGCAACCUGCUGCCUUAUAAGCAGAAUAUAUGAUUAUAUGAUACAAAUAAUAAUGUGUGCCAUCAGUUCGGCCCCCUUAUUUUGCAAUAGAUAUAUAAUGUACACAUCAUCCACGUUUCAGUCCUAUCAUGGACUUUUCUCAAGACUUUGAGAAAAGUCCAUGAUAUGACUGGAACAUUGAUAAUCUGUAUGUGGUAUUUGUACACAAAAAAAAUAACAUUUUCUUUACCACAAAGUCCUCCUGAGUGCGCUUUCCUUGAAAUAUAUAUUAAGGCACAGAGCUGCACUGAGGCAAGUACAAGACGGGAGAGUGUGGGGCGAGCCCAUGCUGUAUAUGUAUAUAUAAAUAAUCAGUCCAUCUGUUCAUCCCUCCUAGUACAUAAAGUGCAUGUGCUGAUGGUUGGUAUAACACAGCAUAGAAUAGAUUCUUGACAACAUUUAGAGAGUAACCUAGUGGUAUAGAGAAACAAAGGGCAGCCUGUUCAUUUAUCUGACAUUCUCUGGGAAUCCCAAUCCUUAACUUGUAGCUUGCUUUCUAUGAGACCCAAGACCCAAAGUUAGCUUUUAUUUAUUAUUAUUAUUUAUUACUGCUAUUUAUAAAGUGCCAACAGAUUCCGCAGCGCUGUACAAUUAGUGGAGAAACGUACAAUAUACACAGACAAAUACAAGAGGUAAGAGAGCCUUGCCCGUAAGCUGAUAUCUAGCCAUUGGAGCUCUUUUAUACAAAGUGCUUGGCUAGAUGGCCCGUGAGCUUACACUCUAAAGGAUACUGUGGGGAUUAGAGACAAGAGGUAGCUGGGGAAGUUUGGAGGUGAUGGCUGAAUGAGUUAACAGAGAAGCAGCUAUUGGUAGAUGUUAGGGGAAUGAAGAGGUAAUUGGGUGAGAAUCUCAAACAGCUGGAGGAGCAUGCUAUAUAUUUAGGGGGAGCCUGGGUGGGC
This is a messenger RNA of Pelobates cultripes (western spadefoot toad), 30773 nucleotides long. NCBI's taxonomy places the organism in Eukaryota, Metazoa, Chordata, Amphibia, Anura, Pelobatidae. The record is from the annotation of a GenBank genome assembly.